Molecule: messenger RNA, 3057 nt
Organism: Volvox carteri f. nagariensis
Lineage: Eukaryota; Viridiplantae; Chlorophyta; Chlorophyceae; Chlamydomonadales; Volvocaceae
Product: zinc-nutrition responsive transporter
Exons: 5
Coding region: 1-3057 (1018 amino acids)
Biological process (GO): zinc ion transmembrane transport
Cellular component (GO): plasma membrane
Molecular function (GO): zinc ion transmembrane transporter activity
Source: RefSeq, a predicted model, not a curated record
AUGUAUCCAUUCACAAGGAUGCUGUCAGAUAUGGGCGUCGAGCAGGAAGAUGUUCAGCCAGCCGUGGCCUCAUUUGCCAUGAUGGGCAGCAACGCCAAAGCGCGAUCCCUCCUUCAAGCCGCUCUGCAGCUAAAGCUAUGUUCCGUGCACGGCAACACGGGACCUGAUGCAUGCCAGGCUCUUUUCUUUAACAGCAGUGACGGCGACCCUAUCCCCGCCGGCAAUAGCAGCACGGCAGGAGACAUCGUGGCGUGCGAAUGGCGGCAGCAGCAGACACUCCCGGCGGGCAGCAGCACCAGUCUGGCAUUGCUUAGCAAGCUCCUUAUUACCAGCAACUCCUCCACAACUAGUUCCCAGCCUGAUGGCUUAUGCCUGCCCGUGAACUUAGAGUCCGUGCUGGGUCCCUACCUUACUUUAAUUGCACCGGAUCGUUGCGGUGACUUCAUCACGGUCGAGACCUGCAGUGAGAACCCCCGGUGUCGCUUCGAUGACCACACAUCCUACUCGCACUGCAUGGUAGACUUCCUGUCACCAGCCAAACUGUUGGCGGUCUCUGAGGAUGUCGUCACGACCGCACCUCUGCCGGUGGCUGCCUUGGCCGCCGAGCACUUGUGCAAUCCGGAGUCCUAUUGGGAAGACAGCCACAGCGACCGCCCUGUCACCCUCAGUCAAGAAGAAUGCACCGCCCAGGGCAGCUUCAGCUUGGGGUUGGAUGCCCUAAAGAAGCUGGCGGCCGCGGCCAAAAUUCCCGUAUCACUCCCCGCAUCGUCGCCACCGAGCCCAACAUUUCCGGAGACGCUGCCAGAGUCACCUCAUGUCGCCUCCGGGGAAGAUGGCCACAGCAUUGAUGCUGAUCACGAUGGACAUGAGCAUGAUGCACUAGGAGACCUAGAGGGGAAUGAUGCAAGGGAGGGCGGCCCGGCGUCGCUAUCGUCCCCUGCAUCUUCCCAAGGUGACAACUCCAUUACAGUCUCCGCCCCUAGUUGCCAGCUGGACAUUCGAGGCAUGUGCGUUCCGACUUUGCUGGCUUUCGCAUCAAGUGCCGUAAAUGCUGCCGCAAACGCUGUGGAAACAUACCCCCAGCUGAACGCCUCGUCCUACGAUCACCUCCUGUCGGAUGCAGCUAGGACGCUGCUAGUGAUGGCCCUAGGAACCGCCAAGUGCAUCCUUGCGAACUCCAGCGCCACUGCAUGUAGUCUAGCAGUGCUGGCAUCACGCCCUGAUGGCGCCGCCGCAUUCGCCGACGUCUUCAGCCCUAACUGUUCCCGGCUCAGCACGGAGCAGUGCGGCAAACGUCUGGGUUGUGCCCUCGUUGCGCACGGCGAUCACUCCGACUGCAAGCGCACAUCCACAUAUGCAGCGGAUUACCUCCUUCCCUCACGCCACAGCCCGCUGCCUCAGCCGUCCGAACAGCAUGCUGCCGCCGCCGCUGCCUCAGCAGCGGCCAUUGCAGAAGCAGCUCAACGCCUCGCAAAUUCCUGCCGGGCCGUGUUGUCACCGUCUUGCGGCCAGCAGCAGAUCAACGUGACGGUGACCCAGGGGAUGCUUGCCGCCCUGGCACUGCCGGCCGGGGUCCGCGGUGUUGCCACAAACGGAACUACCGAUUCUGGCAAUGGUCGUGAACUGGAUGGAGCUUUGUCGGGAGGAACUGAUGGGAAGAUAAUAGUGGAUAGCCCAGAGGCAGCUGCUGAUGUUGGGGACGACCACUCCAAUGGGACUACAGGGCAAGGUCAUGAUGGCGACGACUCGCGCUCGCUCAAGCUGCGCAUUGGUGCCAUUUUUGCGGUGCUAGUGGCUGGACUAACUGGUUGUGUUAUUCCCAUCCUAAUGAGGGGACGGCUGGAGCGGGCGCCCCUCGUCAGUGCUUGCCUCCGUGCCCUUUCCGCCGGUCUCAUCCUGUGCCUGGCAUUGGUCCACAUCGCCACGCACGCCGUGUCAGAAAUGGACGGAUUGAUAGAGAGCAUAUCAGAAGAAAGCAGCGAUAGCCACGACGGACACGAUCACCGUCGUCAUCGCAGGCAGCUGCUGCUUCUUGGGAUCGGCCACGCCGCCCCUCUCCACAGGCUCCGCGGUCCACUCUACCGCCAGGCCAGCAACCGCCACCUGCUGCAUCGUUUCAUCCUAGAGGACGUCCUCACCGCUGAUGACUACGGUAGUGGCAGCCAUGAUCACUACGAGCAAGACGAUCACAGCAGAAGGGGCGGCCAUGACCACAACUUCCCUAUCGGCAUGUGCACCGUCGUAUUUGGCUACCUACUGAUGGUGGCGGUUGAGCACCUUUCACACGCCUUUCUGGAUCGUCAUGCGCGUGGCCCGGCGGGUGUUGCUCCCGCGGCCAAUAACGAUGGUGUCGACCGCGAUGAGCAACCAAAGCUUGCUGCAGGUACAGCACGGAGCAUGUCCCAAAGAUUUACACCAACCUGUACCACAGCUGUGUGCGGGGGCGCCAAGGGGCCGGAGUCGGCCGUGGUCACCUCUGUGGAGGUCAUCAAGCAGCCCUCUUCCACGCCAGCCGCGAUAUCGUGUUGCAGAGCUGCCUCCACGCCUCGCUCUGCCACGUCCUCAGCUGUGGAGACAUUACUCUUGGCUGGUAUGGCGAUCGCGUUUGAGUUUGGCUGCGUCUUCCAUUCCUUCAUCAUCGGCUUGACACUCGGAGCAAACACAAAUUUCAGGGAAGUCCGCACGCUGGCUGUGGCGCUCGUUUUCCAUCAAUUCCUCGAGGGCAUCGGCCUGGGGUCUGUCCUCAUGUCGGCGGAGCUGGGACACUGGAGGGUGCUCUGCAUGACGGCCAUGUACGCAGUGACCUGCCCUGUCGGCAUUGGCGCGGGUAUUGCAAUUGCGGACGGCUACGAUAGCCAUUCCAUCACGGCGCGAGCUAUCCAAGGCACACUGAAUGGCGUGUCAGCCGGCCUGUUGCUCCAUCUUGCUUCAGCCCUCAUCUCUUAUGAUUUCGGCAGCAGCACACGGACUCGCUGGCGGCCCUUGCAAAGGCUGCUUCUUUUUACGGCGCUUGCUUCGGGGGCAGCACUGUUUGCUGUGUUGGCGUUGUGGGCGUAA